AUGAGCUUUUUGAUCUUCACUGUUGAUGAACUAAAGAACUUUGCAGCCAACAUCUUUUUCAAGUUGCCAUUUGGUGAAGUUUCGGUAUACGAGGAUAGUGGCAUCAAGCAAUUCGAAUCAAGAGCAAUAAUAAGAUGCAUGGCCCAUGAAUCUGGCAAGAAGGGAGAAGAGCUAGUGUACUGGGAUGGCAGGGAGCAGGCCAUAGUAGCCAAUUGGGUUGAUGUUGAGGACCACCAGUUUGAGCCUCCAGCAGCGAAACUUAUAUUUAAGAUGGUCAUUAAGCCAAACAAUUGCUUGGCUCCUGACCAAGGUGUGGUGGCCGAGGCUGAAGCCAAAUUAGGCAAUGUUCUUGAUGUGUAUGAGACACAGCUAGCAAAAUUUAUGUCUUUGGCAACUGACAAGUACACCAUUGCUGAUUUACUUCACCUCCCAAAUUUGCAAAGCCUUAUGGGAACGCCAGCCAAGAAGCUCAUUGAAUCGCGACCUCGUGGGAGAGCAUGGUGCUAUGAGAUCCUAGCUCGACCUGCUUGGGCCAAGGUGCUUGAGAUGAAGCAUACGGCUCAGGUCUAG
Molecule: messenger RNA, 570 nt
Organism: Quercus lobata
Lineage: Eukaryota; Viridiplantae; Streptophyta; Magnoliopsida; Fagales; Fagaceae
Product: glutathione S-transferase-like
Exons: 4
Coding region: 1-570 (189 amino acids)
Biological process (GO): glutathione metabolic process
Cellular component (GO): cytoplasm
Molecular function (GO): glutathione binding; glutathione transferase activity
Source: RefSeq, a predicted model, not a curated record